AUUCACUUACGCAUAGAAUGCCAUCUAGUAUAACAUAUCUUUAGAUUUUACGUGUCUACGAAUGUCACUUUGUCGGAAUAUCUAACCAGACUUUAAAACUUAAAAAGAAAAAAAUCAUUUAGUGUGUGUUGUACUACGAAAUGGCAAGUCAGAAUUACUUAAGUGAUCCAAAAAAUCCAUUUUUCUCUCUCGAAGAUGACAUCGAUGAUGAAACGUUUCUAAAAAGUGCACCAUCGAGAUCUACUCGUAUGACUUACAAUCAUUAUAGUAAUUCUGACAACGAAUUCGAACAAAAACGUCAACAAUUAUUUCAACGAAAAAAAGAAAUAGAAGAACGUACAAUACAAUCAACAGAAAGAUCUAUUUCUUUAUUAAGAGAUUCUGAACAAAUUGGAGCUGCUACUGCAGAGGAACUCAUUAGACAAAGAGAACAAUUGGAAAGAACAGAAAAAAGAUUAGAUGAUAUCAAUAGUACAUUAAGAUUUAGUCAGAAACAUAUCCAAGGAAUAAAAAGUGUAUUUGGAAGUCUUAAAAAUUAUCUCAGUGGUAAAUCAAUGGAUGCACCAAUACCAUCAACAAUAUUAUCAGAAUCUUCCAGUUCAGAAUCUAUGGCAUCUCCUGCUUUAUCUAAUUCUUUAGAACAAGUACAGACUAAUAUAGUUAAUACAAGUUCAGCAUUAAAAUUACGUGGUAUAGAUGAUGUAGAGAAUACAAAUCGUUUAAGUAAUAAUGUGAAUAAAAUAUUAGAAAAAAAUUUAGAUGAAAUGAGUGGUUCAUUAGCUAGAUUGAAAGGUUUAGCAAUAGGAUUAUCAGAAGAAAUAGAUUUACAAAAUGAUUUGAUUGAUAACAUAACAGAUAAAGCAGAAAAGACAGAUAUUAUGCUUCAGAAACAAAACAAAGAUCUUACUCAUUUAUUGAAGAAAUAAAUAAUAAUAUAAGAAAAAAAUAAAA
Messenger RNA from Apis dorsata (giant honeybee), 951 nucleotides. RefSeq names its product synaptosomal-associated protein 29 (gene Snap29). NCBI's taxonomy places the organism in Eukaryota, Metazoa, Arthropoda, Insecta, Hymenoptera, Apidae. The record is from RefSeq and is a predicted model, not a curated record. Gene Ontology annotation, molecular function: SNAP receptor activity; syntaxin binding. Gene Ontology annotation, biological process: synaptic vesicle fusion to presynaptic active zone membrane; exocytosis; synaptic vesicle priming. Gene Ontology annotation, cellular component: SNARE complex; plasma membrane. The transcript is spliced from 2 exons. The coding region runs from base 141 to 926 and encodes 261 amino acids.